AUGAACCAGAUCAGUUUCCGACGAUAUGCCAGUAAGGCCAGCAUCUCACUUAUUCAAGACACACAUGAAUAUCUCCGUCAUUGUCGACUUCACGGAUUAAGCACAGUCUCAACUGUAUUUCAAGGCACUUUAUACGAAUUGUACGUCAAGCAGUUUUUAACACGACAUUUGAAUGCUAAAGGCUUGAUCAAAUGCGGGGGUGCUUACGAUAACGGAGUCGAUUUGAUGGGUAAAUGGGAUUUGAUGCCAUAUUAUAAAGUUUCAGAAGCUUUGGGAACCAUAUCACGAGCAAACGAGUGUUCCUUGAUCCAUUCCCAGGGCUUUCAAAAUACCCCAUUAGAAACAAAGCUAUCGCUAAAGAAUGAUAUCAACCUUCUUGUGCAGUGUAAAAACUACAGAAAAAAACUUAGUGCAUCAACAGUACGACAACUUGCCGGUAUAUUGGAGUAUCAUCAACUGAGCCUGCUUUCCAAAGCAUCUACAUUUAUGUUUAUAGUAAGCCCGCACGGGAUCACUGAGCAGGCUACUACAGUGCUUGAUAAAUUGCUGUACCCAUUGGCUAGUAUUGGAAUUGCUCCAUUACGCAAUACUGGAAAUAGCGAACAACUGUAUGAUUACGAUUCAUGGUGUGGCGGAGAGUUGAAUUCGAUUUACUUGAACCAGAUGGCGAGACAAGUCUUGAGUGGGUUUUGUAUGGAACAACAAUUGAGUCUUCUUGUUGCUUCGGGAUUGGGGAAGAGACAUUGA
Messenger RNA from Lodderomyces elongisporus, 747 nucleotides. RefSeq lists its product as uncharacterized. The record is from RefSeq and is a predicted model, not a curated record. Bases 1 to 747 code for a protein of 248 amino acids. Gene Ontology annotation, cellular component: mitochondrion. The transcript has a single exon. Lineage: Eukaryota; Fungi; Ascomycota; Pichiomycetes; Serinales; Debaryomycetaceae.